Molecule: messenger RNA, 2540 nt
Organism: Alligator mississippiensis (American alligator)
Lineage: Eukaryota; Metazoa; Chordata; Crocodylia; Alligatoridae
Gene: ELL3
Product: elongation factor for RNA polymerase II 3
Exons: 12
Coding region: 39-1586 (515 amino acids)
Biological process (GO): positive regulation of transcription elongation by RNA polymerase II; snRNA transcription by RNA polymerase II; transcription elongation by RNA polymerase II
Cellular component (GO): transcription elongation factor complex
Molecular function (GO): cis-regulatory region sequence-specific DNA binding
Source: RefSeq, a predicted model, not a curated record
GCCGCCCCCGCCGCGCCCGGCGUCCCGCACUCGACGCCAUGCCGUGGCCGCGGGCGGAGCUGUGCGGCCGCCUGUCGUACCGGGCCGGCCCGCGGGGUCCCCGCCUCAGCCUCCUGCACCUCCGGCUCAGCGACUCGGCGCUGCGGGCGCUGCGGGCCUGCCAGCGCCUGCGGGGCUCGGCCCAGCCCGUCAUCUCUUUCCAGGGGAGCCAGGGGUACCUGAAGAUCCCGUGUGCCCUGGGCGGAGACGUGCGGCUCUUCGCCUUCUACCUGUCCCGCUACAGCAAGGACAAGCCCCAGGCCAGCUUCGAGUGCGUGCGGCAGUACGUCUCCAGGCUGGGCCAGAACCAGCUGGACUGCGUGGGCAGCAUCCAGGAGAAGGUCACGGUCUGCACCACCGACGACGCGUGCCAGUUGGCGCGGGCGCGUGCACCCCAGGCAGGGAAGGAGUCGUGGAGCCGAGCAGCCAUCGAGAUCUCACCCGCGGCCCACAGCCAGGGGAAAUGUGUCACCCUCCCGAAGCAGCUGGGUGCCAGCCCCCCCCCAGCACUGUGCCUUGUUGGGAGCAGGCAAGGCAGCCCCCCAACGAUGGACCCCCAGGCACUGGCCAGGUACUUGGUGCAGCUCCUGGCGCCACGGCCCCAGCACAAGCAUGAGCUCCUGGCACGGCUGGAGAGGACACGGGGCAGCCUGCAGAAUGGGGCGCAGUUGCUGGCAGUGCUGGAGCAGGUGGCACAGCCAGAGCCCGGCGGGCACAGGUACCGCCUGCGGGAGGAGCUGCUGGGGCAGGUGCAGGAGGACUGGCCUGGCUACACGCCGGCGGAGCGGCAGCUCCUCGCCCAGCUGCUGCACAGGAAACAGGAGCUUGGGGCCUGGGCCGGACCCUCCCUGGUGCCUCGGCAGGAGGGUGCAGAGACCCCAGCCCAGCAGAACACGGGCAAGAAGCCAUGGGGCAUGAAGCGCCUGGCCCUGCCGGCCUCCUGCCGCCCACCACAGCUCAAGAGAGCCCGAGUGGCUGAGGCCUCCCUGGAGUCAUGCCCUGGCAGCCUGCAGGAGCCCAGGCCGGAGCCUGCGAGGGCCCAGCCACAGCCGGAGCAGCCCUCGCGGCCCAGCACACCCGGGGAGACCUCGAGCUCCGAGGAGGCCAGUGAGGACUGGGAGGAGGGGACGCUGUGCCUGGAGCAGGACCUGGCGGUGCUGGGAGACCGCGGACUCAGGGCGGGCAGCCCAGCCACCUUCGCAGAGAUCCCGGAUUACUGCCAGAAGUUUGGGGCUAUCCGGUCAGCAGAGCAGUGCCGCGCCUACACUGAGGCCUUCAGCGCUGACUACGCCGAGUACCGCUACCUGCACACCCGUAUUGGCAAUGUCAGCCGCCACUUUGGCCAGCUGGGUGCCCACAUCAAGACACUGCAGCGUGGCACGGCCGAGCACAAGGCGGCGGAGGACAGGGUCGUGCAGGAGUACCGGCGCUUCAAGAGGACCUACCCUGGCUACAGGAAGGAGAAGGACCGCUGCGAGUACCUGCACCGCAAGCUCUCCCACAUCAAGGGCCUAAUCCUGCAGUUUGAGGAGGGCCACAGCCCCUAAGGAUAGCUGGGCUGGGGGACACAGAGGCUGUGCCCCCUCCCCCAGCAGUGGAAGAGUGUACCCUGACUUCCAGGCUUGGGGGAUGGGAGAGGGGAUAUAGUGUUGUAGCCACAGCUCUGCAGCCUCGUGCCCCGUACAGCCGUGGGAGCAGGCUGGGGCAGGAGCUGCUGGAGGACAGCGAUGCUGCCCUGCCUGCCCCCCUGCAGCCCCAGGCCACCGGGGUCUGCUCCAGGCUGGGGUGGUGGCCAUCCCUACCCAGAGCAAUGCUAGGGGCACCAACCCAGCCUGCUGCUCCUUGCUCAUGCUCCUGGGCAGUAGGGGCUGCCAGCCAGGCCUCCUCCCCCCAAGUGCAGCCCCACUCUGGUGCUAGUGCUGGCAACCAGCAGGGCAGUGCCUGGGUGCAGACACCAGUGCCUGGAGAGGAGCCUGCUUCCCACAGCCAGCAACCUCCAGGCCCCAGCCCCAACCUCAGGCACCUCUGCUCUUGGCUUGGACUGGAGGGAAGCUGUAGGGUCCCUCCAUGCCUGGGGCAGCAGCAGCAGCAGGUUCCCAUGGGCAUCAUGCCUCCUGCCACUGCUUCAGGCACCAGCCUGUGGCUGAGGACCCUGGGCUGCUGCUCUGCUCCAGACCCCAAAGGGGGCCCAGGCUUCCAGUCCAGGGAAGGCACCUAUCACACCCGGGCGCAGGUUAGUUUCUGGCACUAGGGCACAGAUUCCCAGCCAGCAGCAGAAACCCAGAAGCAGCCACUCCACCUCAGCACCUAGCCAAGCCUGGCGCUGCGCACCUACGGCAGGGGGCAGCAGCACCGCAGCCGCGGGCUCCUGGGCGCAUGCCCAGGACUGGCUGGGAACAGAGCGAGCCUGGGUGAUCUGGGCAGGAACAAGGUGCAAGCACUAUGCACACACAUGCAUGUAUCCAGGAAGCCUCUAGCAGCAAUAAACAGUCUGUGCCCUA